Messenger RNA from Vespula pensylvanica (western yellowjacket), 1097 nucleotides. It is a transcript of the gene Uck, whose product is annotated as uridine-cytidine kinase. The record is from RefSeq and is a predicted model, not a curated record. Bases 8 to 934 code for a protein of 308 amino acids. Lineage: Eukaryota; Metazoa; Arthropoda; Insecta; Hymenoptera; Vespidae. Gene Ontology annotation, molecular function: ATP binding; kinase activity. The transcript is spliced from 6 exons. Gene Ontology annotation, cellular component: cytosol; cytoplasm.
UAAUCACAUGGUACAAAAUGGCGUACGAUCACGUCAUCUAUGCAUUAGAAUCAAGUUCCACAUGCGUAUUGAAACGUAUUUAGUUCCGAUAUAUAAACAUUAUCUCUUUAAGUGUUCAAUGAUGGCUUAUAUGUCAAUAAAUUCUGGCACAACACGUAAAAUGUCUUUUGGUUUUAAUGGAAAGAUGAAUGGAGUUGAGGGUAAAACUCCUUUUUUAAUUGGAGUUUCGGGUGGUACAGCGAGUGGAAAGUCAACUGUAUGUAAACGUAUAAUGGAAAAAUUGGGUCAGGUUGACAUGGAUCAUAUGCAACGACGAGUUGUUUGCAUAUCACAAGAUAGUUUCUAUCGUGAACUUACACCAGCUGAGAAAUUAAAGGCUGAGAAAGGACAAUACAACUUUGAUCAUCCUGAUGCAUUUGAUAAUGAUAUGAUUUUGCUGACUCUGCAAGAUAUACUUGCAGGUGUCAAAUGCCAGAUACCAGUAUAUGAUUAUAGAACUAACAGUUUGAUGAAGGAUCAGGUAACAACAAUAUAUCCUGCAGAUGUAGUUUUGUUCGAAGGAAUUCUAGUUUUCUAUUUUCCUAAAAUAAGAGACUUAUUUCAUAUGAAGUUGUUUGUAGAUACAGACUCGGACACCAGAUUGGCUAGAAGGGUACCCAGAGAUAUAAAUGAAAGAGGGAGAGAUUUAGAUUAUGUAUUAAAUCAAUAUAUGAACUUUGUGAAACCUGCAUUCGAAGAGUUUUGUUUACCUACCAAAAAAUUUGCUGAUGUUAUUAUCCCUAGAGGAGCAGAUAAUACAGUGGCAAUAGAUCUAAUAGUGCACCACAUCUGGGACAUUUUACGCUUGAAAAAGGCUGACAAAUCAACCGGGCAGCAUCCAUACAUCUGUCAGCAUAGGCGUACUUUGGCUUCAUCCGACACACUCAGCAUAUGAUUUGAGAAAAUAACACAUGAUGAAAUUAAUUACAUGCACUGCAUUUUUGCACUAGUAAACUGCAUAUUUCUUACGCAGUAACCUCGCAUCUGUUGCUUUUUAUACUUAUGCUCGUUCUGUGCGUGUACAUGUAAUAAAUACUACAUACGCACGUUCACCCAUA